AUGUUAAUCCAAGUUGAUGCAAUUACCCUUUUGUGAAGCUAAAAAUAAAAAAGUUUCUUUGAUUUUCACAUACAUUUUUCUUAAAGAUAAUUUAUCCAGAUAUUGGCACAAAUUUUAAAGAACCAGACAAAAACUAGUGUAGAAUUUCCAUUGCAAGGUGUAGGGAGGGAAGCAUGGCCAUAGCUACUAGCUUUAGUUUACCUCUUACAUAUCCAUCAUCAUCACUAACAACACAUAUUCAAAAGCCUUGCAGAUGCAGCAGCAGCAGCAACUCAAUUUCUGUAGCCAGCAAAACUCUGCAGCAAAUUCAAGAUUCUGGAGUUAUUGCUUGCCUUCGUGCCCAAAAUGCAGACCUAGCGAAUCGAGCUGCACGUGCUGCGUUGGAUGGUGGAAUAUCAGUUCUGGAAAUUGUGGUGACCACUCCAGAUGCCUUUGAGGUGUUAAGAAACCUAGUACAUGAUUAUCCGACAAAAACUUUCGGAGUUGGAACAGUAUUACAGGCUAAAGAUGCCAAAGAUUCUAUAAAGGCUGGAGCUAAGUUUCUUAUGAGUCCUGCAACGGUUAUGGAUAUUCUAGUUGGUGUCUCAGAGAGUGAUGUUCUGUAUAUACCUGGGGUAAUGACCCCCACUGAGAUAUUAUCUGCUUUCAGUGCAGGUGCCAAGAUUGUCAAGGUUUAUCCUGUCUCGGCAUUAGGUGGCGUUGGGUACAUUUCAGCUCUGAAAAAGCCUUUUUCUCAUAUCCCUAUGGUUGCAUCACAAGGCGUAACAAUAGAUUUGGUCGGGCAAUACAUUGGUCAGGGAGCAUCAGCAGUUGUUCUAUCCGAUGCCAUAUUUGCCAAAGAAGCAAUGAGUCAACGGAAUUUCGAUAAAAUCAAUCAACUUGCAAGCCAUGCAGCUUCGCAGGGUCAACAAGCUGUUGAAAGGUCUGAACGUUAGGUGCUGAUGCAUUUGUCUAUAUGUUAAAAGCUCGUGGAACUUAAGGUACUUACAAGAACCGAAAAAUGAGAUAAAGACAUCCGUCAUCCUGCUUGAAAUAUGGUAAGAAAUCAUGUCUUUUUAACUUUCUGGCCAUGCACCGUAUUUGUGGCCUUUAACUUUCUGGCCAUGCACUGUAUUUGUGGCCCAAUAUUGAUGCAUUAGUCCCUAAACCUUGCUAUCGCCCUCGGACAAACACCAUAAAAAGAAAAAGAAAUCCGCUCUUUCACCAUUUUGUUGAAUACAUUCAUGAUUCUUGGACAGAAAUAUCUUAAAUAUCGCAGAAAUCCAAACAGAAAGUAUAGCACUAACUUGACUCCUGUUCUAUACGAAAGCUCGUGUAUGGAGAAUUGGAUAGAGAAAAAGAAAUGGAAAAUUAUAGUGAAAGAAAAUACAACAACAACAACAUGCCUAGUAUAUUCCCACAAAGGGCUCAGAGUCGAUCCCUGGUGCAACCUUGUCAAAGGCUUUGAAUCACCUCCUACCAUCCUCACAUAUGUCUUCGCUCCGUCAUUCAUGUCCUGAAUUGAUCUAGUGUACGCCACGGGCACCCCUCUAGCCUCCAAGCACCUCCACAGAAUCUCCUUGAGGGCUUUGUCAUUUGUCUUCUCAAGAUCAAUGAACACCGUGUGCAAGUGCCAAAGUGAAAGAAAAUGAUGUAAUAUAUCAAUAUCUUGCAGUGUUAGCAAAGGCGCUGAAAUAUUGAUCUUGCUGCAGUUUUACUUCAAGAAUGCCUGAUAAUAGUUACUCCUAUUGAACUUAAAACAAUAUCAUGAAUCGGUUGAUUUAAUUUUUGUCUUAUCUUAAUAUGUAAACGAAGUCCCAAAGUGGUCUCGUGUGAAGUUAAAAUCUCCAAGACAGAUCGUGUGCAGUAUAAGUAUGGGAGAUCAAUCUCUGAAGGAGGUCAUUUUUCCUAUCGGAGAUUGAAUAAGAUGUUAGUCGGGUUUCUCACACAGGUGAUCAAGGAAACCACAAAUGUAGCUGUCAUUUUGUCACGUCAGUUGCUAUCAAUAGUUGCCUGUAUCAUAAGACUCUCCGGUCUCUCCCUUUUCCCGUGCUCAGUUAUGUCUAUUAUCUUGCUUUUGUAUGUUUCAAAAGAUUAAGACCGUGUAACUGUCUCUCAGAUGUAAAGAAUAGAGGCCACUGGCAAGGUUUCACGAUUGAAUAUGUCCACAUCGAAGUGAUCAAAAAUACACUUGUGUAUUACUCAAACAUGGAGCUAGGCGCCGCAUACCUUUCAUUUGAAUUCUGCAUAUCUGGUGUCUGUAAGUUCCAUUCUUGGUAUAACCUUGACUUGAUGUUGUGCAGGAAAAUUAAGCUGUGCUGAUUUCGGCAGGGAGAGUUCUACACUGAAUCUAGAUUAGUCGGACUAGUAGACUUUGGGUAUCGGAUAGUCAGUUGUGACCUGUUGGGUAUGUCCUGUGGUCCAUCAAGCCGUCGAACCUGAAAAAAGAUAGACAUGCAGAUUACAAGCCAUUGCAGGUUGCUAAAUCAGUUGCUCUUUAACAACUUCAUUGUUGUUUUUGUCUAACCAUUCAACUUCAUUAAGGUUGCCACGUCAUUUUUCCGGUGGGAUUAUUGGCCAUAGUGACUUUUGUGAUGGCCGGAGAAAAGUUAAAUGACUUUUGUGAAAUGAAUGAAAGAAAAAUGACUUUUGUGUAAUGGACAAAAAGUUAAGUGAUCAUGGGUGAAAUUUACUCUAUAGUUUCCAUAUCA
Molecule: messenger RNA, 2690 nt
Organism: Capsicum annuum
Lineage: Eukaryota; Viridiplantae; Streptophyta; Magnoliopsida; Solanales; Solanaceae
Product: KHG/KDPG aldolase
Exons: 9
Coding region: 174-935 (253 amino acids)
Molecular function (GO): lyase activity
Source: RefSeq, a predicted model, not a curated record